AUGAAAUCAAUCUUUUCAUGUUUUGAUAGAGUAUCCCAAUGGAUUGAACAACAAACACAUGAUUGCUUUUAUUGGCUUGGUCUUAAGAUUGCCGAUUAUCCCAAAUGGACUCUCUUUAUCACAACGAUAUGGGCGGUUGUGAUGUGUGCUGGAGUGGUACGGUUUAAAGAAGUCAACAAUGUCAGAGACCAUUUCAGUGCAACAAACUCUCCAUCAAGAUACGAAUACCGGGUAGCGAGAGAGUUUUUCCAAGAACUUGGAAGCCCAUUCCACGUGGUUGUUGCUAUGCAAGCAACUGAUGGAGGAAGUUUGUUGAGACCUAAGUGA
Messenger RNA from Caenorhabditis remanei, 327 nucleotides. RefSeq lists its product as uncharacterized. The transcript is spliced from 3 exons. Gene Ontology annotation, biological process: endocytosis; molting cycle, collagen and cuticulin-based cuticle. Gene Ontology annotation, cellular component: cytoplasmic vesicle membrane; plasma membrane. Bases 1 to 327 code for a protein of 108 amino acids. The record is from RefSeq and is a predicted model, not a curated record. NCBI's taxonomy places the organism in Eukaryota, Metazoa, Nematoda, Chromadorea, Rhabditida, Rhabditidae.